This is a messenger RNA of Helicoverpa armigera (cotton bollworm), 1849 nucleotides long. It is a transcript of the gene Naa40, whose product is annotated as N-alpha-acetyltransferase 40. Gene Ontology annotation, molecular function: histone H4 acetyltransferase activity; histone H2A acetyltransferase activity; protein N-terminal-serine acetyltransferase activity. NCBI's taxonomy places the organism in Eukaryota, Metazoa, Arthropoda, Insecta, Lepidoptera, Noctuidae. The coding region runs from base 163 to 897 and encodes 244 amino acids. The record is from RefSeq and is a predicted model, not a curated record. The transcript is spliced from 5 exons. Gene Ontology annotation, cellular component: nucleus.
AGUGUCAAAGAAAUUGACAGAUGUACGGCUUUCUGAAUGUUGUAAUGUGAUUGUUUGGGCAAUUUGUAUUCGAUUUGUAAGAUUAUCGUUGUUAUUUCCCGCCAAAAAGAAUACAAGCUUAUUUCUUAACCUAAAUUCAAUAAAUUUUCAAAGCACACGAUCAUGGGGAAAAAAACUCAAGCUAGUGCUACCAAAAACAAAGAAAAGCGCCAAGCAAGGAAGCUGGAACAGCGAAAAAUAGCAGAUGGAAUGUCAAGUGUAACAUCGGCGAAUAAACUGAAAGACAUGGCUACUCUGUGCAAGGAACUGCUGGUGUACCGGAAUAAUGAGUUAGAAGUAGAAAUGUACAUUCAGCGCGUCACUGAACUUGACAAAAAUGUGCUUCAGUGGGCGAUUGACUUGACUGAAAGGAAUAUGAAACGGCUAUAUGAAACUUGUGCUUGGGGCUGGAACCGGGACCGCAAAGUAGAGGAGAUGACAGAUGAAGGAGCAUGGUACCUCAUUGCCAGGGAGAAGAAUGGCACGCUCCUGGCAUUCUCACAUUUCAGAUUUGAUAUGGAUUUUGGAGACCCAGUACUUUAUUGUUACGAGGUGCAAGUGGAGGCGGAGGGACGGCGACGUGGCCUGGGGCAGCGGGUGCUCAUCGUGUUGGAGAAGCUAGCCAACGCCACGCGCAUGCGCUGUGUGCGACUCACGGCGCUCACGCACAACCCCUCCGCGUCCGCCUUCUUUAGAGCUUGCGGGUACAGCUUAGACGAGACGAGUCCACCCAAAGAUGAAGCAGCUCACUACGAGAUCCUGAGCAAGUCGACAGACAGCCCCGACGGUGAAUCUUCCGAAGACAAAUGUUCCCUCAGUGAUGGCAUGCGCGCAGUACAAGUGGUCAAUACUCAAUGACCCCUGCUUCAAACUACUCACUAGUGACUCAAAGAACUUUCCAUAGACACUUAAUUUAUAGUUCGAAACUUCUUACAAGUGUGACUCUUUUUAUUCGUGUUCCAUAGACAGUAAUUUAAUUGUUCGGAACUUCUUUCUUCAAAGUGUGACGCAUUUUUUUCUUGUUUCAUAGACUUUAGUGUAAUUGAAUUGAACUUUAGAAUCUUCUUGCAAGUGUGUCUUUAGAAAAAUGCUUAUUAUUCACAAAUUACUAUGUUAUUGAUAACAGAAGACUAUAUCUGAUAUUUUUUUACACUGCCGUAGCAAUCGUUUUGGAUUCAAAGAUUAUAGAAAUGAUGACUAUAGAUUGCUAGUUGCUCGAGUAGAAUAUAAGUGUAAAAUGUAGUAGAGACUUUUCCCGCUAAACUUUAUGCAGGCUCGCAACAUCGGGUGAAAUAUUGCGCAGAAACCUAUUUAUUGUAUCAGAGAGCGGUGUAGACAGAAACGCCAUCAAGUUUGGCAAGAACUGUACAGUUAGUUACAUCGAAGUUUAUUGAUCUAUACAUAAUUCACAUAAUCUCUAUGCAUCAUCACAAAUCCACUUUAACACAACUCUCUCUUGGAUCUGUUUACAUAAUUGUAUUCAAAUUAUUUAAUUAUUCUAAGUUUGAAGGGCGUACAUAAAGCAUAGAAGUUAUUUAAAAAUAAUAUAGGUAGAUACAUAGAAGUCACAUCAAAGUCAAAUAAUUUUUUUUUUAAUAAUUCAAUGCAAUGCUGUAUAAUAAUUUCGCUGAUUUUAAGUACUUUAUAUAAAUGCAUAAUGGGUAAUCGUCUUUUUUAUAACCAGAACCAUAAAUAAUAGCAUAAUUUAUGUUUUUUAUUUCUUUAAUCGUGUGAAUCUUACAAAAUAUUAUGUACUUAGAAAAAAUAAAAAAGAUUAAAAUUAAUAGGACAAUUAAAAGUUUAAAAAAUA